This is a messenger RNA of Exophiala dermatitidis NIH/UT8656, 2337 nucleotides long. RefSeq lists its product as uncharacterized. Bases 861 to 1403 code for a protein of 180 amino acids. The transcript is spliced from 3 exons. NCBI's taxonomy places the organism in Eukaryota, Fungi, Ascomycota, Eurotiomycetes, Chaetothyriales, Herpotrichiellaceae. The record is from RefSeq and is a predicted model, not a curated record.
CGGAGAACGCGGGUGAAGAUGCGGAAGCCUAAGCACACUCAAACAUCCUUCAUGGGAGUCAGUUGCACUCGAUAUCCUUCAUCAUCUCGCUUCCUCAGAAUGCUGCUACGUCUUGUAUAACGGAGGUGCUUGUCUCGACAGUCCUUUGGCACGCCAGUCAGGCACCAACCACCUUCACUGUCCUCCCCCGCCUCUUCCUGCAAAUAUCCUCCUCGGACUGAUCGACAGAAACAGGCAUGGCAACCAAGCCCCUGGCUCUGUCGGCUCACGGCCACUUCAAGACGUCUGUGACUGGUGGAAGUCACUACGGACUUCAACACAAGGCUCCAUAUCAGCAGCCGUAUCCCCAUCUAGCAAUUGUCGAUGAAGUCCUCUAUUGGACAAGGCUGACGGGGCCUUGAGAACAGAUCUCCGGACCAUUUAUCUGGCAGGACGGAAACUUGGGACGACGAGCAUGAGCAUAAUCAGCGGCUGCUGCAAGGAUAGUCUCAUCGGAUCCGGCGACUAUCCUCGGCCAUACCCACGGGGCGAGAACGUAAUCCUACCGAAAUGUGUCUGUCUAUCGCCGCGAGUACAUCACCGUCAGCAGCUUGUUCGGAAUAAGCACUACUACUCCUGUAUUUGUCCAUUCCCCCACGAGGGGGCUGAAGAUCCCCACCUUGUAAUGCUUUGCAUGACUGCAAGGAGGGCCUUUUCCCAAGUGACUAUCAAGAGUGGUCACCUGGAGAGUUCCGGAUGGAUCUCUCUACCUCUAUUCGAUUCGAGCUUACUUUGGACUAGAAUAUGGCAAAUCGUUCUUCCGAAAUCGAAGGUAACCAUUAAGAGAUUAAGAGACUGAUUCCUCGAUACAACGAACAGUCAUGAGACUGUGGUCAUGUCUCUCACUUUUCCACCCAUGGAUCGGUCUCUUCAGGUGGAGGGGCCCUCGAGCCGCGGUCAGACCUCAUGGCUGCCCAGGCUGGAUCAUCCAGGUUCCUGCAAAGGCCACUGCUGUUGUGUGGGAAUGUUUCUCAUGCCAGCGGCAAUGCGGGAAUGAGCAGGGCGAUGUAAAUGGAUACAAUUUUACAACAUCCGACAACCCGUUCGAACAUGUGGCGCUUGCAGCGAAGCUUAGGAGAGCCCUCGAUCGUGACGAGUUUCCCUGCCGCCGUCCAUCGAACUUCCCGUGGGCUCAGCCUCAGCCACUCACCUCCGCAUCAGGGGUGCUAGUUCAAGUGCCUUGGCUGUGUUCCACGUCACUGUUAGAUCAUACGCUGCUACCAAAUGCUAACAAGCACCAGCUUCCAGGGGAUUUGAGAAGAAGUCUUGUCAAAAUCGGGACAACGGUCCAGGAAGACCAAUUUGCUCGACAAGGAUUAUCUACCGGGUUGUGCAAACAUGAUGCAUGUUUACCGGAAUGCUAGCCUAGACCAGGUGCUGGAAAGCAGAAAAACUGCCCCGUAACGCGCAGCCAUGGAUUGUCCCGACCGAUUCACCCCCGGUUGAUAUGUAUCCGCACCAUCUGUCACUUCAUGCCCGUGUCAGUAUCCCUUGCCUUCAUCAUUAGACUGGGGUACCACUAUGAAGAUUAUUACAGAGUCGAGUCGAAGAACUCGAGCUCCUCAUCCCGCCCGUCCACUAUGACCGAAACACGUUCGUGGCGCUCUCCUGGAAUCGGACUGCGUCAAUGAUUACAUUUCACCAUGCCUUCAAGUCGCUGUCGAGACUUCUGCUCUGACCGACCCUUGGAGCUUUCCCUGUCUCAAACUUUAAAUCGCUGUCAGAGCUCUGCUGUCGGCGGCAGCAUUAUUUCCACAAAGAGGUAUGAAAAUUAUACAAGGAGAUAUCGACAUGAUACCAUGUCGUGUGAUGGCAGUACACAGGCCGAGAAGUUCCACUCUCAGACAUUGCAUGGGUGGCCUAUGCAGGAGUAGACUGUUCUAGGAGAAUGCUGCAACAGCCUCUAUCCGAAGUGUUGAGGGAUCUAGCUUGCCAGCUAUCCGUCGAAGUCUUCAUUGGCACCUCGCUCAGCGGCGGUAAUGAAAACUGCUGGGGAUAUUCGUCCAGUCCCAUGCGUUGCGCCUCCCCCAUGGGUUGCGACUCUCCUGAAAAGAGGGAUCACCAUGUAAGUUCCCAUACCAGGGUCCGUGUCCAUGGCCGCGCCCGCCUGGACUGAGUGGCGAAUGUGGGCGACCAGAUAUCGCUGUCUCCACGAUAGCUCUGCGAUCAACGGCAUUGUAGGCAUGGGCCUCGAUGUCGGUGUCGGUAUCACUCUCAACAAGAGUCCCCGCGUCUGAGUCACUGGCAACCAGCGUGGGAGCGUUGUCGGUGGAGUCGCUUUCGUCCAGGUCCAUUUCU